This is a messenger RNA of Protobothrops mucrosquamatus (brown spotted pit viper), 2276 nucleotides long. It is a transcript of the gene ASB16, whose product is annotated as ankyrin repeat and SOCS box containing 16. Gene Ontology annotation, molecular function: protein binding. The transcript has 5 exons. The record is from RefSeq and is a predicted model, not a curated record. NCBI's taxonomy places the organism in Eukaryota, Metazoa, Chordata, Lepidosauria, Squamata, Viperidae. Bases 117 to 1493 code for a protein of 458 amino acids. Gene Ontology annotation, biological process: intracellular signal transduction.
CUUGUCAUAACAGUAGCUUUUAAAAAUUGGAAGUAAUAGCUAUUUUCCUGAACGAUUUGGGGUUGUUGAGUUGGCUACUGUGUAGAAAACGCUGAAUUCAUUUCUUACUUAGAAGAAUGUCAAAGGAAACUUUUGUAUUCACCUCUUCCACUCUGCGCUCCUUGCGGCUGCAACGAGAAAAGCUGGAAUGGGAAGAAAGGCAGAGGGCUGCAUCUCGCCAGUGGGCCAGCCGGAGGUAUCAUCCAAUUGCCAGGAGCCUCCUUUCUCUCCCCAAGCCUACCAGGCAACUUGAAUACUGUCGGGAUCCUGCUCUUCACAAUGCCCUUUACACAGGAGACUUGCCCAAGAUCCAAAGCAUUUUUAAAGAUAAAAUCACUUCCAACUUGAUUGUGGAGACCCAGGUGGAAGAGCUAGAGUGGUCAGCUGAUCAGGGGUUGUGGGUGUUGACUGCUCAAAAGAAGCACACUUCUCCAUUGCGAAUCACAGCUGCCAGGGGCUAUCAAGACUGUGUGAAACAUCUGCUCUUGAAAGGGGCAGAGGUCAAUGCAGUUAUUGGUGGAAAAGCUGCUUUGCAUGAUAGCUGUGCCAACCACCAUGAAGAAUGCACCCGUCUGCUCCUACGCUUUGGUGCUAAUGCUAAUAUUCUUUCAGAAGAGGGGCUGGCCCCAUUGCAUUUGUGCACCACUCAGGAAACUUUGCCAUGUGCUCAACUACUACUGGAAUAUGGGGCUCUAGUGAACCAGAAAUCAAGAGAUGGUCAUGCUUCCCCAUUGCAUGUGGCUAGCAGGCAUGGUCUAGAGGAUCAUGUCAAACUCUAUCUUUGCUAUGGAGCAAAUAUUGCUCAUAGAAAUCAGGAAGGAGAGACAGCUAUCAACACAGCUUGUGCCUAUGCAGAUAGACCUGAGAAGGCUGGACGCUACUACCAAGUGGUAAAGCAACUUCUGGAUGGUGGGGCCAAUGUCCAGAUUGCUGGCCGAAAGAACCAUACUCCACUGCACAAUGCCUGCAGCAACUGUCACAUUGGUAUUGUAAAGCUCCUGCUACAACAUGGGGCAGAAGUCAAUAUUAGUAAUUGUGCUGGCAAUACUCCUAUGGACUGUGCUUUGCAAGCAGUGGAAGAUUACCUGGACGAAGAGCCUGAAAAAGUUAUAGCCAUGUUGCUCAACCAUGGUGCUGCCUCUAUUAAUUCUAAGAUGCUAAAGUUUUGUGUGUCAUCACCUCGAUCUAUGGAAAUAAUUCUGAAUUCUUAUGACCGAAUACUGUCCUGUGAUUCUUGGGUAGGCUCUGUGCCCACUGAAAUGUGGCAAGAACAUCAAGUGUUCUAUGAUUCAGUUCUUUUCCUGGUGAAUCAGCCUCGCCCACUGCAACAUUUAGCUCGUUGUGUUAUUCGGAGACAGUUAGGGAUGCGUUGCCAUAAAGGCAUCUCCCAACUGAAAUUGCCUCCUUCUUUGCAUGAAUAUUUACUUUUCCCUUUAAAGGGUUAUCUGAAAUAAGAUGAUGGCAAAAUAGAGAGCAAUUAGUAAUUUAAUAUGAUUCCAUCAUCCUAUAAUGAAAUACUAGUAUUGCCACUAAAAUAGUGAUUAAACUGCAAAUAGCAAACAUUUUAGCUAUGUUGAUAGACAUAAUUCUUGUACCUCCAUGUCAGUUCUUGUUCUUGGAUGAUAUGCAAGUAUAGUAAUUAAAGAUAAAUAUGACUUGGAUGUAUCAAUUUCAGCAUAAAGCAGAAUUUGUUCCAGAAGAAAAAACUGAAAAAUAUGGAGAGAAAUUUUGACUGUAAUACAAGAGUGAGUCCUGUUAAGAGGCUCUGAGGCAUGCAUAUCUGAUCGAUUCAGGCUGGAAAUCAUUUUCUUGCAUAUUGAAGUUCCAUCUACACAAUGAGCAUGUGUGCAUAUUAUUAUCCUAUCUCUUUGGCAUGAAGGAUUCUCACUAAUCAGCUAACUACUAUAUUCUGUCCAUCUAAAUAAAGGGCGGGUAUUCACAUAUAUCAAUACUGAUUCUGAUUUAGUUCGAUUGGCCUUGAUUAUAAUCUUUACUUAAGAAUGUAUAUGCUGAGGAUAGAUUGAUAGGGAGAUUAAUAUCACUGGCAUAUUUUUAUAUUUAGUUAAGAAUCUGAUACUAAUUGUAGUAAUUAUUGGUGACCUGUAGACUUCUCGGGGAUGAAGUGGGAUGGAGUGGGACAGUCACCAGCUGCUUUGGCAGUGACAAAUUAAGCAUUGGCAAUAGGGGGAGUGGUCCUACCUGUAAUUGCUAUCUUGCCACCUCAGAGGCUUUGUCUU